This is a messenger RNA of Sapajus apella (tufted capuchin), 5695 nucleotides long. RefSeq names its product zinc finger MYND-type containing 8 (gene ZMYND8). NCBI's taxonomy places the organism in Eukaryota, Metazoa, Chordata, Mammalia, Primates, Cebidae. Gene Ontology annotation, molecular function: protein binding. The record is from RefSeq and is a predicted model, not a curated record. Gene Ontology annotation, biological process: regulation of DNA-templated transcription. The transcript has 22 exons. Bases 852 to 4301 code for a protein of 1149 amino acids.
GAUAAGGGAAUGUUUUCCUUGUGUUUCUCCUCUGCAGACUCGGAUUGUCUUUCCUUGAUGUUAACUGUCUUAGGACUGGUGGCUUCAGAGGGCUGGGUAUUUGGCUGUUUGCAGGCUUAUAAACAGCAUUUUGAUUUUACCUUGGCCGCAGACUGAGGUGCAGCCCUUUUGCUUGGCUUUUCAGAUGCCUGCUGUCCUUGAAGCACUUUCAUUUUACCUAGCUCCUUUUUGGUAUGAAUGCAAAGCUGGUUUCUAAUAGACUGAGAAGAGAAGGGGGACCUGGCUUCCUCCUCGCCUCCCCCCAGCCUGCUCCCUGGGAACAUUUUUGUGUUUGCACAGACACCUGUCCGGCUGCAGUUUGUGCCACGGGGCUGCACAAUUCCUAACCUUCUACCCACCUAAUUCGAGGGCAAGGGGGCCUCAUCACAGAGCCUCAUCUUGAAGGCUCAGGAUCUGCAAGAGAAGGCUUUUCCUUAGGAACCUGUGACUUCACAAACUCUCCCUGUCAUUGCAGAGUUUUUUUUAAGCUUCUAAACGUUGGGUUGUUGGUGUCCUUUGGUUCAGCUUUUCCUAGUUCUGGUAUUUAGGAAGGUGGCUUUGAAACUAGCAGGGCUGCUUAAACAAGAGCUACAGCUAUUGAACAAACUGCUACCAUUUUAGCUUCAACACAGGAAUGAGGCAGUGUUGCCAGACGCCAUUUUAAGAAUCCUGCAUAAAUAGCUUAGCUACCGAUGACUCUGCCUGUUUUAGUUUGGCUGAAGAGGAAGUAAAAGCAGAACAGGAGGUGGUAGAGGGCAUGGAUAUCUCUACUCGCUCCAAAGUCAGAACUAAGACAUGGUCCGUUUUACUAUAUGAAGCAGCCACUCACCACAGACCCUGUUGAUGUUGUACCGCAGGAUGGACGGAAUGAUUUCUACUGCUGGGUUUGUCACCGGGAAGGCCAAGUCCUUUGCUGUGAGCUCUGUCCCCGGGUUUAUCACGCUAAGUGUCUGAGACUGACAUCGGAACCAGAGGGGGACUGGUUUUGUCCUGAAUGUGAGAAAAUUACAGUAGCAGAAUGCAUCGAGACCCAGAGUAAAGCCAUGACAAUGCUCACCAUUGAACAAUUAUCCUACCUGCUCAAGUUUGCUAUUCAGAAAAUGAAACAGCCAGGGACAGACGCAUUCCAGAAGCCCGUUCCUUUGGAACAGCACCCUGACUAUGCGGAAUACAUCUUCCAUCCAAUGGACCUUUGUACAUUGGAAAAGAACGCGAAAAAGAAAAUGUAUGGCUGCACAGAAGCCUUCCUGGCUGAUGCAAAGUGGAUUUUGCACAACUGCAUUAUUUAUAAUGGGGGAAAUCACAAAUUGACGCAAAUAGCGAAAGUAGUCAUCAAAAUCUGUGAACAUGAGAUGAAUGAAAUCGAAGUAUGUCCAGAAUGUUAUCUAGCUGCUUGCCAAAAACGAGAUAACUGGUUUUGUGAGCCUUGUAGCAAUCCACAUCCUUUGGUCUGGGCCAAACUGAAGGGGUUUCCAUUCUGGCCUGCAAAAGCUCUGAGGGAUAAAGACGGGCAGGUUGAUGCCCGAUUCUUUGGACAACAUGACAGGGCCUGGGUUCCAAUAAAUAAUUGCUACCUCAUGUCUAAAGAAAUUCCUUUUUCUGUGAAAAAGACGAAGAGCAUCUUCAACAGUGCCAUGCAAGAGAUGGAGGUUUAUGUGGAGAACAUCCGCAGGAAGUUUGGUGUUUUUAAUUACUCUCCGUUCAGGACACCCUACACGCCCAACAGCCAGUACCAAAUGCUGCUCGAUCCCAGCAACCCCAGCGCCGGCACGGCCAAGAUAGACAAGCAGGAGAAGGUCAAGCUCAACUUCGACAUGACGGCGUCCCCCAAGAUCCUGAUGAGCAAGCCCGUGCUGAGCGGGGGCACGGGCCGCCGGAUUUCCUUGUCGGACAUGCCGCGCUCCCCCAUGAGCACAAACUCUUCCGUGCACACGGGCUCCGACGUGGAGCAGGAUGCCGAGAAGAAGGCCACGUCGAGCCACUUCAGCGCGAGCGAGGAGUCCAUGGACUUCCUGGAUAAGAGCACAGCUUCACCAGCCUCCACCAAGGCGGGACAAGCAGGGAGUUUAUCCGGCAGCCCAAAGCCCUUCUCUCCUCAACUGUCAACUCCCAUCACGACGAAAAUGGACAAAACAUCCACCACCGGCAGCAUCCUGAAUCUUAACCUGGAUCGAAGCAAAGCAGAGAUGGAUUUGAAGGAGCUGAGUGAGUCGGUCCAGCAACAGUCUACCCCCGUUCCUCUCAUCUCUCCCAAGCGCCAGAUUCGUAGCAGGUUCCAGCUGAAUCUUGACAAGACCAUAGAGAGUUGCAAAGCACAAUUAGGCAUCAAUGAAAUCUCAGAAGAUGUUUACACGGCUGUAGAGCACAGUGACUCGGAGGAUUCUGAGAAGUCAGAUAGCAGCGACAGUGAGUAUAUCAGUGAUGAGGAGCAGAAGGCCAAGAAUGAACCAGAAGACGCAGAGGACAAAGAGGGUUGUCAGAUGGACAAAGAGCCAUCUGCCGUCAAAAAAAAGCCCAAGCCUACAAACCCAGUAGAGAUUAAAGAGGAGCUGAAAAGCACAUCACCAGCCAGCGAGAAGGCAGACUCUGGAGCAGUAACAGUCAAGGACAAGGCCAGCCCUGAGCCGGAGAAGGACUUUUCCGAAAAGGCAAAGCCUUCACCUCACCCCACAAAGGAUAAACUGAAGGGAAAAGAUGAGACUGAUUCCCCAACAGUCCAUUUGGGCCUGGACUCCGACUCAGAGAGUGAACUUGUCAUAGAUUUAGGAGAAGACCAUUCUGGGCGGGAGGGUCGAAAAAAUAAGAAGGAACCCAAAGCACCAUCUCCGAAACAGGAUGUUGUAGGUAAAGCGCCACCAUCCACGACGGCGGGCAGCCAGUCUCCCCCGGAAACGCCUGUGCUCACCCGCUCUUCCGCCCAAACUCCCGCGGCCGGCGCCACAGCCACCACCAGCGCGCCCUCCUCCGUCACCGUCACGGCCCCGGCCCCCGCCGCCGCAGGAAGCCCGGUGAAAAAGCAGAGGCCACUUUUACCGAAGGAGACUGCCCCGGCCGUGCAGCGGGUCGUGUGGAACUCAUCAAGUAAGUUUCAAACGUCCUCCCAAAAGUGGCACAUGCAGAAGAUGCAGCGUCAGCAGCAGCAGCAGCAGCAGCAGCAAAACCAGCAGCAGCAGCCUCAGUCUUCCCAGGGGACGAGAUAUCAGACCAGACAGGCUGUGAAAGCUGUCCAGCAGAAGGAGAUCACACAGAGCCCAUCCACGUCCACCAUCACCCUGGUGACCAGCACACAGUCAUCGCCCCUGGUCACCAGCUCGGGGUCCACGAGCACCCUCGUGUCCUCAGUCAACGCUGACCUGCCCAUCGCCACCGCCUCAGCCGAUGUCGCCGCCGAUAUUGCCAAGUACACUAGCAAAAUGAUGGACGCAAUAAAAGGAACAAUGACAGAAAUAUACAACGAUCUUUCUAAAAACACUACUGGAAGCACAAUAGCUGAGAUCCGCAGGCUGAGGAUCGAGAUAGAGAAGCUCCAGUGGCUGCACCAGCAAGAGCUCUCUGAAAUGAAACACAACUUGGAGCUGACCAUGGCGGAGAUGCGGCAGAGCCUGGAGCAGGAGCGGGACCGGCUCAUCGCCGAGGUGAAGAAGCAGCUGGAGCUGGAGAAGCAGCAGGCGGUGGACGAGACCAAGAAGAAGCAGUGGUGUGCCAACUGCAAGAAGGAGGCCAUCUUUUACUGCUGUUGGAACACCAGCUACUGCGACUACCCCUGCCAGCAAGCUCACUGGCCCGAACACAUGAAGUCCUGUACUCAGUCAGCUACUGCUCCUCAGCAGGAAGCGGAUGCUGAGGUGAACACAGAAACACUAAACAAAUCAUCCCAGGGGAGCUCCUCGAGCACACAGUCAGCACCUUCAGAAACGGCCAGUGCCUCCAAAGAGAAGGAGACGUCCGCUGAGAAAAGCAAGGACAGUGGCUCGACCCUCGACCUUUCUGGCUCCAGGGAGACGCCCUCCUCCGUUCUCUUGGGCUCCAACCCAGGCUCUGUUAGCAAAAGGUGUGACAAGCAACCUGCCUAUGCCCCAACCACCACAGACCACCAGCCGCACCCCAACUACCCCGCCCAGAAGUACCAUUCCCGGAGUAGCAAAUCCAGUUGGAGCAGCAGCGAAGAGAAGAGGGGAUCGGCACGUUCCGAGCACAACACCAGUACCAGCACCAAGAGUCUCCUCCCAAAAGAGUCUCGGCUGGACACCUUCUGGGACUAGCAGCGAAUCGGGACACAAACCGUCCAUCCCAUGGGGAGAAAAACCCAGACGCCAGGAAAAGGAGAAACGACAAAGACAGGAGAACAGCCACCUUCAGACUGGAGAAUGACGAACCCUCGGACGGGCCUGAGCCCCUGGCGCGGGGGCUGCGACACUACAGGACGCCCUGCAUCGGCUUUGACUGCGGACCGUUCACCCACAUGAGCCCUGUGCGUUAGGUGUAAAUAAUGUACAAUUUGUGGAUGUCCCUGAACCUAGAGGACCGUCUCCUUUUUAUAUUUGUAUUAACUUUAACUUAUAAAAAAGAAAAAAACAAUUACAAAAACAAAAAAAGCCAACCCCAACAACAAAAAGAAUGUUCUGGUGUUGGAGAAGGGAUGGUCAGUUAGUCCGUAUGUCACACAAUGGAAUGGAAGCUGGGCCCGGGGACCGCUUUCACACUCACGUCCUCAUCCUUGGGUACCCAGGGGAGGGCCAGCCGUUUUCACUCACGUGUCUGUACUCAGCAUGCUGGGAUCGGGAGUUCUGGCACAGACUCUACCCCGUGAAGCCAUGGGCUCCUUUCAGCUACUGCAUUACAACGUUCCUAAAACACAAGCUCUCUGGACCAGACGGACACAGGGAGAAGCUAGUUUAUUUCAUGUGAUUUAAACGAUUCUACUCCUAAAAGGGAAAAAACACAAUGUCCUUGUUUACAGAAGAGAAAGAAACAAGCCCCAUUUAGCUCAGUGGCAGAAGAGGAGAGCCUAGAAAGCGUUAGGAUCAUGAACUCUGAAAAAAAAUCUUUGCUUUGCUUUGUGAUUCCUUUAAACACACACUCACACACUUGGUCAGAGACGCUGCGCUUCUCGGAAGCGAGGACUCAGGCAAGGCGCACGCAGAGGACAUUCGAGUCUGGGAUGAAGCAUGUACGUAUUAUUUAUAUGAUGGAAUUUCACAUUUUUAUGUAAGCAUGAAACAAAGGCAGUAUGAGAGAAAGCAACACCCCGUCAUGCUGUCCGUGACACUACGUAUGCUGUAGAACCAUUUUGUAUGUGUGUAAAACAAAAAGCAUUGAUCAAAAAGCAAAAGGUGAUGUAUGUAUAUGAGCAAAUUAACUGUCCGAUAUCAUUCCAGUACGUUUCGUUGUACAUUUUAGUCUCGUUUACUUUCUCUUCAUUGUUAAGAGGAUGCGAACUGUACAGUUUCCAGCUAGUUCCCCAUAUUAGAGAAGAACUAAGAAGAGUAUUAGAAGAACACAGAGAAAGAACAUUUGUGAAUUGCAGUUGUCAAAAAAAAAAAAAAAAAUAGCCUAGCUGGCCUUAUUUGUGAAGCAUAAUUGCUUUUAGCAUAUGGAAGUAUUUUUUCACAUUUUCUUUGUAUAAAAUUUGUAUUAAACUUAAAUAUCUUUUUGA